Engraulis encrasicolus (European anchovy) is the source of this 3676-nucleotide messenger RNA. RefSeq lists its product as uncharacterized. The transcript has 20 exons. The record is from RefSeq and is a predicted model, not a curated record. Lineage: Eukaryota; Metazoa; Chordata; Actinopteri; Clupeiformes; Engraulidae. Gene Ontology annotation, biological process: cell-matrix adhesion. The coding region runs from base 309 to 2069 and encodes 586 amino acids.
UUGUGUUUGGUGAUCCUUUUUUGCGGUUUGCUAUGCACAUGUUUUUGGCUGUGGUAAUUGGAGAUGACUCAGGCUACUCACCACCAGUCAAGCAUUCAGAGAUCAGCCCAGAUGUAAGAGAGAUACAGUGCAUACAAGAACCUGCCUCACCAGUGACUAAAGUUACUGUGCAGACAGGUUGUCUGGAGCAAUCUAAAGCAUAGAGGGGUUUGCCAUAUCAGACUAGAUGCAUAAGUCUCUUCACCUGUUAACCCUAUGUCUGUGAUGUUGCUGAAUCCCAGACUGUAGUGGAAGCUCGGCAGGUUUCCAUGAUGAGAGCUGGUAAAAAGAUGACCAAUCCCCUUUCACUGUGUCUUCUCAUGGCAAUAAGUGUGAGUGCCACUGUUCAGGGUAUAUUUUAUCCUUUUGGAUCAGCAGUCGGGGAUACUUUUAAUUCCCGUGAGGAUGACAGCAGUUCCCCAAAUAUUACACUGGCUGCCUCGUUCCCUUUCUUCGGCAGAACAUACCAGCAGAUUCAUGUUAAUCACAAUGGACAUCUUACAUUCAACCAGCCAGACACAACUUUCUCACCGCCUGAAUUUCCUUCAACUUCAAAGGAUAUCAUUGCCGUCUUUUGGACAGACAUAGAUAAUCGCGAGAGGGGAAACAUUUCCUAUCAGCAGUACACUACUGGUGAUGUGCUUCACACAGCAACACGAGACAUCAACUCCUACUUCCCACACCUGACCUUCACUGCUUCCUGGGUGUUUGUAGCUACUUGGGACAGGGUAGCCUAUUUCUCCAGAACUCAAACAGAGGCAACCUUCCAGGUGGUUCUCAUAUCAGAUAGUAGUCUGUCUUUCGUGCUUAUGAACUAUGGUGACAUCGCUUCACCUCCAUCCACCAUCGACCAUCCACAGAUUGGAUACGACACUAUUGCCUCCACACACUAUGGCUCUCUACGCUCCUGCUAUGUGAAUGGCACAAUUGAUAGUGUGAACCUGAACUCCUCCAGCAAUGUUGGCGUAGCAGGACGGUGGGCUUUUGUGACCUCACUGCAAUCUACUGUCUUCAGCUAUCAUGUUGUGGGCAUGCAUCUGACAGUGUCCUCAGCUGAGCGUCUGAAUGAGACUGCUGUUGAGGAGCGGAUCCUGAAGCCACUCAGAGACCUGCUGAGAGAGCGUGGAGUAGACGUGUCUGGGAUACGCCUGCGGAGCUUGGCAGGUGUGAGUGCCACUGCUCAGGGUAUAUUUUAUCCUUUUGGAUCAGCAGUCGGGGAUACUUUCAAUACUCGUGAGGAUGACAGUAGUUCCCCAGGAAUUACACUGGCUUCCUCGUUCCCUUUCUUCGGCAGAACAUACCAGCAGAUUUACGUUAAUCACAAUGGACAUCUCACAUUCAACCAGUCAGACAGUACUUUCGUACCGCCUGAAUUUCCUUUAAAUUCAACCAAGGAUAUCAUUGCCGUCUUUUGGACAGACAUAGAUAAUCGCGAGAGGGGAAACAUUUCCUAUCAGCAGUACACUACUGGUGAUGUGCUUCACACAGCAACACGAGACAUCAACUCCUACUUCCCACACCUGACCUUCACUGCUUCCUGGGUGUUUGUAGCUACUUGGGACAGGGUAGCCUAUUUCUCCAGAACUCAAACAGAGGCAACCUUCCAGGUGGUUCUCAUAUCAGAUAGUAGUCUGUCUUUCGUGCUCAUGAACUAUGGUGACAUCGCUUCACCUAAAAGACAUCCACAGAUUGGAUACGACACUAUUGCCUCCACACAUUAUGGCUCUCUACGCUCCUGCUAUGUGAAUGGCACAAUUGAUAGUGUGAGCCUGAACUCCUCCAGCAAUGUUGGUGUAGAAGGACGGUGGGCUUUUGUGACCUCACUGCAAUCUACUGUCUUCAGCUGUCCUGCAGAACCAACAGAACCAGAUCAUGUUGUGGGCAUGCGCCUGACAGUGUCCUCAGCUGAGCGUCUGAAUGAGACUGCGGUUGAGGAGCGGAUCCUGAAGCCACUCAGAGACCUGCUGAGAGAGCGUGGAGUAGACGUGUCUGGGAUACGCCUGCGGAGCCUUUACCAGACAGAGCCAUGAGAGAGCGGAGAAAGAGAGGAUAAAGAGAGCAAGAAAGGAUGAAGAGGAUGCAAGCUGCAUAAUAUUCAGAGCAAAUGAUCCAGUCAUUAGGAUUUUAGAGUGAACUUAGAACCACAGUUUAGAGACUAAAGCAGUGUUUCCCAACCUUUUUUGAGCCAGGGCACACUUUUUCCCUUCAAAAAAUCUCGCGGCACACCACCAACCAAAAAUGAUGAAAUAGUGAAAACAAAUUAUAGUAGUCGCCUAACAAUAUAGUCAUUUUUAUAAAAGUGUCUUGAAUAGCAAUCAAAUAAACACAAAAAUGUAUUUUUUAAUCAUCUUUUAAAUUUCCUCUUUCAAAUAAAAAGUGCACUUAACAUGUCCCUUCUUAAGGAAGCUAUAAACUUCAAAGUAGGCCUAGGCCUACUAUUUACAAAUUGUUAUUCUGUCCAAAAGCAUUCUAUUUGCAGGAAUACAGAAAAUAAUGCUUAUUCUGACAGUAGCAAUGGUAUUUAGGAAAUAUUUCACUGUUACAAUAUGAAUAGGCAUGUUUAAUAUCAAUCUCUGUUAUGCCUUGCAAGUUCAACGCUUGAACGCUUUCUCUGAUUGCGUCUCCAUCCACAAAACGCACAUUGGCCAGGAGUUGCGCAUGUCCACUAAUAUCAGCCUCGUCAAGUUGCAACGCAAAUUUCUUACGGAUACGGAUCUUUUCCAAAACCACACUUUCGAUGUCAGCAGACAUGUCAUCAAUGUCUGGAAAUUGUGUUAUUUGAGAGUGGGACUUCGGCUAUUUCUUUAACCGCUUCAGGUCCACGCAUCUCAUUUAUAAUGGCUUUGCAGGCAGGUAAUAUUAGCGUCUCUGCCACUUUGUGACUUUUCUGAUUUAGCUACAAGUUCAGACGUGGUAGCUAGCUUUAAGGUUCUCUCGUUUACCUUUUCCCCCUCAUAAAUGUUGCUUGGUUCUCUGUUUGCUUACGCAGGCCAACGAAAUAGUCUGCACUCUUGUUUUGUGAAGGGUGUUUCGUUUACAUACCAAGCACAAUGGAAUCGGUGCCGUUGCAUCCCACGUAGGCUUACAAGUAGCCUACCGGUUGACCUAAAUCCAAAUGAAAUGUAACUGUCUUUGUAUUGACUCGAGCUCACGGCACGGCAUUUGCCUUUUUUGACAGCUAGGCCUACUACAAUGCUAUUCGCUACCUGCUGCCACCUAGUGAUAAGGAAUUAUUACAUGAUUAGGACGCCAGUCAACAGCAGACACUACAUAAUGACAUAGGCCUAUAGGCAUUAUUUGCUGAUAAGAAUGAAUUCUUUAAAAAAAAAAAUUAAAAAAUAAAAACAAGAAUUUUCCACGGCACACUUGACGAUCUCUCACGGCACACUAGUGUGCCGCGGCACAGUGGUUGGGAAACACUGGACUAUAGGACGCAGUUGGUUCAAAAACAAAUGUAUAGUACAUCACAAAAAAACAAAGGAGAUACGCACUCCGCGCUUCUAAAUUAACAAUCCGGUGCAACCAGAGCAGGACCAAAACAUAGGCAAAAAGGGAAAUAAAUCUGGUGCCACACGGAUGUCUAUUUUCUGUAAUUUAUUUUUUAGUGCAGUGAGACUAACGUUUCGACAUGCGUCUU